UUUUAAGAAUUUCUGCAGAACUAAAAUGCAAUCACAGUGGAACUCGAAGUCUCACCAUCGACCAGCACGGAGAGCUUCGUGCGAAGUCCGGGGGGCCCGGUCAUCGGAGAAUUUCAAGCCAAGCAAUGUCAUCCUUCGGAAGCUCUAACUGGCCGUUCGGGGAGGACGGCCAUAUCGGUUUCGAUCCUCACUUCCAAUCUCAGCGCUUAGACUCGUUCUCCAACUUCGAUGCCAGCUCUGCUGGUGAUUCGUCUCUCAUAUUCGGCAACCAGUCUUAUGCAGCCGGCGACGAUUUUUUUUCGUCUCGGCCAGUCUCGGAAGCUCCUUCUCCGCCAUCGAUCUACUCCGCCGCCGGCGUAUACACUACGUUCUCGCCGGAGCAGAGUGUAAAGGAUCUCGAUUCUGAUUUUGGUGCCUCUAAUGGUCCGAUCUUACCGCCUGCAGCGGACAUGGAACCUGAAGUGGGAUUCGCCCUGAGGGAAUGGCGAAGAAAGAACGCAGCUGAACUUGAAGAGAAGGAGAGGAAGGAGAAAGAGCUGAGGCAACAUAUUAUAGAGGAGGCGGAGGAGUACAAAAUGGAGUUUUGCCGGAAGCGUGAGAUUAAUGUUGAGAACAACAAAGCGUCAAACAGGGAAAAACAGAAGCUGUUUCUGGCAAACCGAGAGAAAUUCCAUGCCGAGGCAGAGAAAAACUACUGGAAGGCAAUUGAUGAGCUUAUACCUCGUGAAAUGCAAGCCAUAGAGAAAAGAGGGAAGAAGGAAAAGGAGAAGAAGCCUUCCAUUGUAGUGAUUCAGGGGCCAAAGCCAGGGAAGCCAACUGAACUUUCAAGAAUGCGCCAAAUUUUGUUGAAGCUCAAGCAUAAUACUCCCCCACAUAUGACGCCACCCCCAUCAUCAGAACUGAAAAAGAAUGCUAAGUCCGGGCCUCCUGAUGGAGCAACUACACCUCCCAAGGCUGUGGAGGUUGUUGCGGCAGCUUGAGAGGGUUGCUGCCUGCUCAUUCUAUGUGUGAAAAUCAGUAUGUCAAGUUUGUGACCGCUAGUUUGUGAGCAUCUUGGUCAUGGGUGUGUGGCUGUGUAUUAUGUUGAAAGUUAAAAAUAUCCAUGUCGAUUUUGGUUACUUAAUAAUGUAUUGGUAUUUUGUUUGCU
Messenger RNA from Prosopis cineraria, 1147 nucleotides. RefSeq names its product clathrin light chain 3-like. Gene Ontology annotation, molecular function: structural molecule activity; clathrin heavy chain binding. Lineage: Eukaryota; Viridiplantae; Streptophyta; Magnoliopsida; Fabales; Fabaceae. Gene Ontology annotation, cellular component: clathrin coat of coated pit; clathrin coat of trans-Golgi network vesicle; plasma membrane. The record is from RefSeq and is a predicted model, not a curated record. The transcript is spliced from 3 exons. Bases 126 to 980 code for a protein of 284 amino acids. Gene Ontology annotation, biological process: clathrin-dependent endocytosis; intracellular protein transport; clathrin coat assembly.